Messenger RNA from Drepanopeziza brunnea f. sp. 'multigermtubi' MB_m1, 1494 nucleotides. RefSeq lists its product as uncharacterized. Gene Ontology annotation, molecular function: serine hydrolase activity. Lineage: Eukaryota; Fungi; Ascomycota; Leotiomycetes; Helotiales; Drepanopezizaceae. The record is from RefSeq and is a predicted model, not a curated record.
AUGACCCAUGCAGCUGGCGACUUCGCGAGUCGGUUCGAGCCGGCUAUCGAGGACGUCGACGGCCAUGCUGUCCACCAGUUUCGGGGAAUCCAAUAUGGAACGGUUGCAGCACGAUUUGCCGAACCAGAGGCGGUUCUGUACAAAGAAUCCACACUGAAAGUCGAUUGCACCAAAUUCGGGCCGAUCUGUCCCCAGGUCUCAAUUGACUUUCAUCAUCUUUUGCGUGUCCCAAAAACUAUCCAACUCCAAGAGUCUCCGGUCGCUCAAGACGAGUUUGGGUGUUUGAAUCUAGACAUCACGGCGCCAGCUACUAUCCCACGGAAGCUUCCAGUUCUGAUAUGGAUUCAUGGCGGAUCACAAGCGAUGACCUUCAUGCCUGCAUCAUCUCCGUGUGCUGAUGUGGUCCCCUUCGUCGCCAACUCGAUCAAACAAGAUGAGCCACUCAUUGUUGUAUUUGUAAACUACAGGCUGAGUAUAUUCGCAUUUGGGAAUGGCAAGGGGAGCAAGAAUCUCGCAUUGAAGGAUCAACGGGUGGCCAUUGACUGGGUGGUCAAACACAUUGAUAGCUUUGGUGGGGAUCCGAAUAACAUCACGCUAGCAGGCGAAAGUGCCGGCGCGGUCUAUGUACACGCGCACGUGUUGACAGGCAGCCCCGUCCAGAGGGCCAUUCUCCAGUCCGGCUCUCUCUAUCUCUCACAGCCACAGAACUUCGCUAAGGGAGAUAUGCUGUGCGAAAAGCUGGACAAGAUACUUCGUCCAGAUGACCUUGCCAGCGCCUCGGUGCCCAAGGUUCUGAGUGCUCUCGAAGAAGCCAACGUGGUCUCCCUGUGGCUGCAGCUGACGCCAGAGCUUGAAGGUUGGGAGACUCAGCCAUCUCACGUCCAGGAAUUCUUGAUCGGGGACGUCGAGUUCGAGUCGGCCAUCUGGCGCAGUGGAGUCGGCGAUUUGAACCCGAGCGAGAUCACUAGCUAUUUCGACUCGACCGGCGAGUAUGCGGAGGAGCUUAAGCGCGUCUACAACAUCGUCGAGGACAGGUACGCGAGCUGUACGCUGGGGGCGCUGGACUUUAUCAACGACACCCGCUUCUCCUAUCCCGUGAUGCGCAUGGUGGAGGAGUUGCGCGCGCGAGGCGCCACGGUCUACAACUACGUGUUCGACGAGCCCAAUCCGUGGCAGGCGUCGGCCAGAGCACACCAUGCUGUCGAGCUGGUCUUGCUCUUCGGUCGGAUCGACUGGACCGAGAAGCCGGCGGCGGCAGAAACACAGCAGCAGAUUCGGGAUCGCUGGUCCCUCUUCUGCGGCGGGAAGGCGCCGUGGAAGCAGGAUCGCGUUUACGCUUUCGGUCCGCAUGGCAGAUGUGGCAUCAUCUCCCAGCUUGAGUACAGCAACCGGCGCCGGGUGGAUGCGUGUAAGCUCUUGGAGAAGAUGGGCGCGAAGGAAUACGAUGCACUUUGUGCCCGGUUAGCCGCGGGAAGGAUUAGUCUACUGAACUGA